Molecule: messenger RNA, 3227 nt
Organism: Cololabis saira (Pacific saury)
Lineage: Eukaryota; Metazoa; Chordata; Actinopteri; Beloniformes; Belonidae
Exons: 8
Coding region: 119-970 (283 amino acids)
Biological process (GO): interleukin-15-mediated signaling pathway; positive regulation of ERK1 and ERK2 cascade; T cell activation
Cellular component (GO): membrane raft; external side of plasma membrane
Molecular function (GO): protein tyrosine kinase binding; MHC class II protein binding
Source: RefSeq, a predicted model, not a curated record
AAGAAGUGAGUAAGAGCUGUAUUCAUCUGAGAAAAAAAGGACAGAAGAGUCAAAGGAUGUGAGAGUGAUCACAGGAAGCCGGCGGCGCUCUGGUAGAAGCACGACGGAGGACAGAACUAUGUCUGAAAUACAAUCACUGAAAUUACUUCUUCUCCUCACGUGGAUUCAUGGGACAUUUACAGAAACUCAAAUACCCAACAUCGAGUUCAGAGCUGUCAGAGUUGGAGAUGACGUCCUUUUACCUUGUAAAGAUAUUAAAGACCUUCGUGAUAACUGCAACAGUACCACCUGGAUCUACGCUGAUUCAGACAAAUCAGUUGCAUUGUUUGAACAUGGGAGGAUUCACAAAGACGCUGGAGAUAAAUCAGACAGACUGAGAGUUAUGGAGGACUGUUUACUGGUUUUACAGAAAGUCACAGUUGAAGAUAAAGGUUUAUACACCUGCAGACAGUUCAGACCAGGAGAAACAGUCACAGACUCUGCCGUUGAACUGUCUGUCACUGAAAAGGACAAAACAGCAGCGACAAAUAAACCAACGGUCAAAACUUCCACCACAACAUCUACAAGCAUCAUAAACCCAACAAAAAAGGAUCGAAUUACAGUUACGACGAUUCUGGUCAUUGUAGCCGCGGUUGUGAUAGCAUCCCUAAUAAUAACCGCUGUGGUUGUCGUCAGAUGGAGGAAGACUAAAGAGGGGAAACAACAGAUGGGUCCUAAAAGUGGAUCGAGCGUAAACCCUGCAGCCGCUCGGUCUGGUCCAGAAUCCAGUGGGCACACGAUGGACCCUGAAGACGAGGUUUCCUACAUCACCAUCAACCACUGCAACGUCAACAGAGGCGCCCAGGUUCAGGAUAGAUAUCCUCAACAUGACGGUGUGAUCUACAGCACCGUUCAAGAUCGCGCUGCCGCUGGAGCCGCCCCCGAUCUAAACAACGGCAUCUACUCCGUUGUCCAGAAAACAAACCGAUGAGAUGACAGAAACUGAAGCAAUGUUGGAGUUGAGGUCUUUUAGGAAUUUUAUGAGUAAGAUCCUUCAAAUCCAUUAUUCCUUCAGUUAAAACUUUUAAAAUUGUGGAUCACAGAAUUCUGCAAAUUAUGUGGAAAGCUCAUGAGAAAAUGUAUCCAAUCAAUAUACAGAAAAAUUUUGAAAAAAUAAGUAUAACUUAAAAGGAACAGAGAUCUUUAAAAAAACAAAAUUCAGGACAAAAUUAAUGGAACAUUGUUUUUCUGUAAAAGGUAUCAGUUUAUGGAGCAAUCUGGAUACAGAAGACAAAGAAUGCAAAUCAAACAUUACAUUUAAAAGAAUAAUAAAUGCCAGUUUGAUGAAGAAAUAUCAUGAUAAUUGUUAAGUUAGGUUGGUUUUCUUUUUUUUUCUCUCUCUCUUUUUAGCACCAUUGUCAUAUUUUUUUUCUUUGAAUCAAAAAAGAAUACGACUAUCUGUGUUUGACGACAGCCAUUUUGUGUUAUUUUAUAACUUUGUUGUAGUUUUUUUUAAAUGUUUUUUGGAAAGUGUUUUUUUUUAAUUGCGUAAUUUGUCAUUUGUUUUUGUUUUUUAUUAUUACAUUAAUUGAAAUUUGAUUUCUUAGGAAAAAGGGACAGAUUAAAUAAAAGGGACAGAUAAAAUAAGCUUAGUCUUAGUAAUAUGUUUUGUUCAUUCUGUCUGAUAAACAUUUGGUUCAUUAUUUAAAGUAAAGUUCUCUUUUCUCAGUAAAAAUUACACCAUUGGUCUGAGGACACAAGUGACUAAAGAAGAGGAAAAUUCACGUGUGUCACAUGAUUAGGUCAUGACAUCAGUGACGGGAGGUUAGCUGUGGCUGAGUGGGACACCCAACUAUAUUUAGAUCUACUCCCCCACUGACCAUAUUUCCUCUUCUUCAGACAUAUUAUUGCUAUGAGCAAAUGGAAGGUUGCUGAUAAAAUCCAACAAUAUGUUUUUUUUAUCCGUUUGGGUAUGUUUUUUUUUACAUAUCAGGAAAGUGUGAGGGCACAUUUAUCAUAUGCUGCCCCCACGUGGCCACAUGAUUUAUUGCUACUCAGGAUGGUUUCAUGAACAAGGCUUAUUCUAUUUUAGAGUCGUCAAAUACCAAAACAGUCACUUUGGAGAAUCCCAUCCAUCCAUCCAUCCAUCCACCUAUCCAUCCAUCCAUCCAUCAAGACCCCCAGAACACUGUUUGAGGGUGAUACAGAUUGAUAUAUUGAUAUAUUGAUAUAUAUAUAUAUAUAUAUAUAUAUAUAUAUAUAUAUAUAUAUAUAUAUAUAUAUAUAUAUAUAUAAUCAGUUUCACAGAUCUAAAUUAAGUUGUUUCGAGCUUAACCCCUGACAUUUUGUUACAAGAAAAAGUUGCUUUUCCAGUUGCAAAACGAGCACUAUGUCAGUGUGUGACAUUUCCCCCAGUUUGUGUUUCUGUUUUGUCCCGCCUGUCUUCCAUCUGCCCUGAUUGUUCACACCUGUGUCUCGUUACCCCCUUGUGUAUAUCUGGUCUUGUCUUUCCCUUGCUCCUUGUGGUUCCGUACUGUGUUUUCCUCCAUAUGUCUUGCCAAGUUUUUCCUCCAGUUUUCCGAUCCUUGUUUCUGUGUAUUGAUCCUGCUAAGCAGCGCUUUGGUUUUUGGUCCUUGCCUUUUUUUGGAAUAAACCCUUUUUCGUUGAACUCCUGCCUCUCGCUCUCCUGCAUCUGGGUCCUCACCACACCAGCCUGACAGAACGGAACCACCAGUAUGGACCCAGCGGGAGAGAGUUCCGCCUUCUGGGACAUCGUGUACCGGGAGGCGGAACUCUCUAUUCCUGGUUGGCGGUGCCCGGAUGAGCUGGAAUCCCCGGAUGAGCUAGAAUCCCCCUUCUGGGGAACAUGCCUGGCUCGGGGAGGGUCCAGGAGCACAAGGUCCCCCGCAGGUGUGAAAGCACCCUUAGAUCUGUGGUCAUCAACCCUGGUCCUCGAGAUCUACUGUCCAGUAUGUUUUAGAUAUUUCCCUGCUUCGACACACCUAUUUGUCUAUCUGGGUUGUGUCUCAAAAAUGGUGGAUAUAUGUAUAACUCUUCAGCAUAGAUAACACGAUAAAUGUUAUUUUAAUGUGCCCUUUGAUAUUAAAAUCCUGAUAGUUAUCCUUUACAUUAAUAAGCAUUUGUUAUCUUUUCCACAAUUUUCAGCAGUUGGCAAACGCUUUAUGGCAGCAGCCACUAGGUGGCGCUUGCACCGCGCAGCAGUCUGUCUAUAAGUUUAUCUGUUAAAA